GGGAAGAAGACGAGGAGAGAGACAGAGGAGGUGGAGGAGGAGGAGCAGAGCAAGAGGAAGGCGAGUGUGUGUUCUUAUCAUUCUUUUUAGGGGGGCAUAGGAGGUGUUUGCAGGUACCAGAAGAGCAAAAGGAGAACAUUUAGGAAUAUGCAAGCUGCACGCUGACCCCAUAUGCAGGAAAUAUGUUGACUCUGCCAUUCGAGGACACGCACAUGAUGUGCGAGCCACGCUUCGGGGCCAGUUACCCCCGUGAAGUCCCCUCAGAGGGCGGCCAGGAGCAACGCGAGCGUCCCAUGCACGACGACGACUUGCCCUGCAGGUCCGCCGGGGACGACGUCUCGGACCGCGGUGAGGAGGACGAGCGAGAGGACGAUCAGGACGAGAACGGGCUCCAUAAGAAACGAGGCCCCCGGAAAAAGAAGCUGGCCAAGGAGCAACACGACCGCUCCAGGCUUCGGAGGCAAGAGGCCAACGCCCGGGAGAGGAGCCGCAUGCACGGCCUCAACGCAGCGCUGGAGAGCCUCCGCAAAGUGGUGCCCUGUUACUCCAAGACUCAGAAACUGUCCAAAAUCGAGACUCUGAGGCUGGCUAAGAACUACAUCUGGGCCCUAUCGGAGACCCUGAGCGCAGGGAAGAGACCGGACCUGCUGGCUUUCGUGCAGACCCUUUGUAAAGGAUUAUCUCAGCCCACUACCAACCUGGUUGCGGGUUGCCUGCAACUCAACGCCAGGAACUUCCUCACAGACCACAACGGGGAGGUCAUGUUCUCCGGGAGGCCACCCUACGACCCGGUGUACUCCUCCUACCCGGAUGUGAGCACGCCCGCCGGGCACAGCGGCGGAUCGGGCGGCUUGGACGCAUCAUCCAAGCCCUUCCGCCACUACAGUUACAGCGGCGCAUACGAGCCAUUUCUGUACGAGAACCCGUCCCCGGAGGCUGGGAGUCCGCAUUUCGAGAGCCAGCUGAGUCCUCCCGUGAACUUGAACGGGAUUUUCUCCCUGAAGCACGACGAGCCGCCGGACUACGGCAAAGGAGCGCACUACGGCGUGCGCUACUGCGGGGCUCCCGGACGCUCAGCCCUGGCGCACGGCUCCAUGUAUAGGGUGGCCCCGGAAGGCCGCUACCCGUACGACCUGCACGUUCGCAGCCAGUCCUUCCAAGCACAGGGGGAGCUCAAUGCACCCUUCCACACUUAAUUUACCCGGAGUUGCAAAAAAAACUCCCAUUUGUAAACAUUUCUUAUUCCCUUCCUUCCUUAAUAUUCCGUAUGUCUGCACUUUACAUGAGAACAUUGGACUUGAUUUCUCCCCAAGUGAAGCACAAGACUUUUACAUUUCAAGUGUUCGUUUGAAGUCAAUUAAAUUGCCAUACAAUAAUUCUUUAUAUUUAAUUUGUGAUGGCAUCCAAUUAAAAAUAAUAAUUUAGAAAUUGGAGGGAGCAAUAAAAGACAAACUAAAGCUAUGCAGGGCAUCAUUACGUCAUGAAAAAUAUCCAAUAAUACAUACUAAAUUGAUACUGUGGGGGGUGUUGGUAUUUUUAACAAUAAAGUUGACGUGUGUGCAGUAAAUAGUGUUUUAAUCAGGUGAAUGUAAAAAAAUGAUUGUUAUGGAUUUAUUUAUGAUUUAUUUAUUCAGUAAUUUGACAGUGGAUAAUAUAUAUGAGACAUUAUUGUACAUUUCAACAUGUGAAAGAUUGUUUGAUUAAGUUGUUGCUGUUCUAUAUGAUUGACAGACAAGAUUUAUUCUGUGUAACAUGCCUUAAAAAAAGGGGGGGGGGCACUAUCAUUAAUAUGCAAUGACAUAUAAGUGUUUUCUUGGAAUUUACAACGAAUUCUGUUUAUAUAAUUUUUUUUAUUUAAUUUUUAUUUUUGGGGGGGUGCGCACAUUUGACCAAUUCCUGAGAAAUCCCUGUGGAGUUUGUGUUGUGUGGCGGAUAUUUACAACUCAUGAAUCAAUAAUAAAUGAUUGGGGGGAAACUCCCAAUCAAUACAAAAUGUAUUUAUUUACACAAAUGGUCCAAAUAUAUUUGCAUGUUUUUUGUUAAUUAUAAUAUAUAUGACAUUACUGCCUUCAUCUUGUAUUUUAAACAGUCAGUCCUGGACUUGGAUGACUUGGAGUUGCUGGAUGUUGGCCAGACAACACAGACUGCAUCCCAGUCCUCCCAGUUGGAAGAAGGGCAUGCAUGGUGAAGUCUGUCUUUUAUUAUUUAUUUUAAUUUUUUUUUUACAUUUUCGUUUCCAUCUUGAAUAGUCUCUUUAAAGCAGAACGUGAAUGGGAAUGCUUAUUCUUUCAUUUUAAUAUAACUGUAAAAAAUAAAUGCAUACACACACUUUUUUGUUCAGCUUUAAAUUAAAAAUCUUAGAUAAACUAAUAAAAACACACUCAAAAAGUCUCAUUCGGUAAUUUUCCAUGAGUUGUUUAUGAAGUUGUUACAUUUUUGUAAACUCAAAACACUCAAAUAUGACUACAUUCAAACAGCAAGUCACCUUAUUAAAUGUCAUUUUAAAAUCAAAUCAAUAUACUUAAUAAAUUGUAUGGUUUAUUAAAAGAGAAAACCCGAUGAAAAUCGGGUUUCUUUCCCCUCACUCAUCAUCUUCUGUCUCCUAAUACAAUUAAAAAAAAAAAACACUGGCG
Doryrhamphus excisus (bluestripe pipefish) is the source of this 2633-nucleotide messenger RNA. It is a transcript of the gene neurod6b, whose product is annotated as neuronal differentiation 6b. Gene Ontology annotation, cellular component: nucleus. The record is from RefSeq and is a predicted model, not a curated record. Gene Ontology annotation, molecular function: E-box binding; DNA-binding transcription factor activity, RNA polymerase II-specific; protein dimerization activity. NCBI's taxonomy places the organism in Eukaryota, Metazoa, Chordata, Actinopteri, Syngnathiformes, Syngnathidae. Gene Ontology annotation, biological process: axon development; sensory organ development; positive regulation of transcription by RNA polymerase II.